This is a messenger RNA of Trichosurus vulpecula (common brushtail), 1089 nucleotides long. Its product is annotated as taste receptor type 2 member 7-like. The transcript is spliced from 3 exons. Gene Ontology annotation, cellular component: membrane. Gene Ontology annotation, molecular function: bitter taste receptor activity; G protein-coupled receptor activity. Bases 1 to 1089 code for a protein of 362 amino acids. Gene Ontology annotation, biological process: G protein-coupled receptor signaling pathway; sensory perception of taste; detection of chemical stimulus involved in sensory perception of bitter taste. The record is from RefSeq and is a predicted model, not a curated record. Lineage: Eukaryota; Metazoa; Chordata; Mammalia; Diprotodontia; Phalangeridae.
AUGCUAAGUGGUGUGGAGAAGAUCAUAUUGGUUCUGGGAGCUGGAGAGUUCCUACUGGGGAUUUUGGGGAAUGGAUUCAUGGUACUAGUGAAUGGCAUUGAUUGGAUCAGGAACAAGAAACUGGCAAUAGGGGAUAUCAUCCUGGUCUGCUUGGCCAUUUCUAGAAUCGGUUUAUUAUGCUCAUUAAUAUGGACUAAUGUUCUACUUGUGCUCUAUCUAGAUGAACUGCUGACCAAUAAAAUUGAGUUUCUAGGUAUUUUCUGGAUGCUGACCUACCUUUCAAGUGUUUGGUUUGCCACUUGCCUCAGUGUCUUUUACUUCCUAAAGACUGCCAACUUUUCCCACCCCCUCUUCCUCUGGCUGAAGUGGAGAAUAAACAAUGUGGUCUUCAUGCUACAAGUGGGACCUUUACCCUUUUCUUUGCCCAUUAACCUUCCAUUGUGGAUGAAAUCUAUUUCCUAUUCAAUCAAUAAAGGAAACAGUACAGAAGUAUUGCAAAAGUACCAAAUACGUGGAAGUCAAUAUUUCACCAUCUAUGUUACCAUGGACCUCUUGGAUUUAAUCCCCUUUAUUCUGUCUCUGGUCUCAUUCUUAUUCCUCAUCCUCUCCCUCUGGAGACACACCCAUCAGAUGAAGCUCAAUGCUACGGGAUCCAAAGACCCCAGCACAGAGGCCCAUGUUCGAGCCAUGAAAUCUAUCUUCUCCUUCCUUAUCCUAUUUGUGCUGUUCUAUUUGGGUAAAUACAUCUCCUACUGGAACUACUUUAUUCCAAAUAGUAGACUGGCUGUGAUAUUGGCACUUCCAUUGCUUUUCCUCUAUCCCUCAGGCCACUCCUUAGUCCUGAUUCUGUACAAUAGCAAGCUGAGACAGGCAGCCCUGAAGAUGCGGUGGCAGGGAUUUGAAAUGGUGAAGCCAAGGUCCAUCCUCGGCACCUGUAGCAGUAGUAUGUCCUCUGGGGGUAGCCAGAGCCUUUGCAGUGGCUUCUGGGCAGUAAGGAUUGAGCAGAUGAGCCGGCCGCUGCUAGAGCACCACCUGACCUGGUACCGAGGCGCCCAGGCUCCUUCUUCAUGGAACGGUCAUGAGCCCUGA